GGCACUGAGCUCCUGGAGACAGCCUGCCGCGGGGCCUCGGGUCGGCCUUCCCGCGCUCCGGGAGCCCGGUCGGCGGCGCGAUGAGGCGCAGCAAGGCCGACGUGGAGCGGUAUAUCGCCUCCGUGCAGGGUUCCGCCCCGUCGCCGCGAGAGAAGUCAAUGAAAGGAUUCUAUUUUGCGAAGCUGUACUACGAAGCUAAAGAAUAUGAUCUUGCUAAAAAAUACAUAUCUACAUAUAUUAAUGUGCAAGAGAGGGAUCCCAAAGCUCACAGAUUUUUGGGUCUUCUCUAUGAAGCUGAAGAAAACACAGACAAAGCUGUUGAAUGUUAUAAGCGUUCAGUGGAAUUAAAUCCAACACAAAAAGAACUUGUGUUGAAGAUUGCAGAAUUACUUUGUAAAAAUGAUGUUACUGAUGGAAGAGCAAAAUACUGGGUUGAAAGAGCAGCUAAACUUUUCCCAGGAAGUCCUGCAAUUUAUAAGUUAAAGGAACAGCUUUUAGAUUGUAAAGGUGAAGAUGGAUGGAAUAAACUUUUUGACUUGAUUCAGUCAGAACUUUAUACAAGACCUGAUGAUGUCCAUGUGAAUAUACGACUAGUGGAGCUGUAUCGAUCAAAUAAAAGAUUGAAGGAUGCUGUGGCCCACUGUCAUGAGGCAGAGAGGAGCAUAGCUUUGCGUUCAAGUUUAGACUGGAAUUUAUGUGUGGUGCAGACCCUUACGGAAUAUCUGGAGUCUUUACAGUGUUUGGAAUCUGAUAAAAAUGACUGGCGAGCGACCAAUAAAGACUUACUUCUGGCUUAUGCUAACCUUAUGCUACUUACACUUUCCACCAGAGAUGUUCAAGAAAGUAGAGAAUUACUGGAAAGGUUUGAUAGUGCUCUUCAGUCUGUGAAAUCCUCUGUAGGUGGAAAUGAUGAACUGUCAGUUACUUUCUUAGAAAUGAAAGGACAUUUCUACAUGCAUGCUGGUUCUCUGCUUUUGAAGAUGGGUCAGCAUAGUGAUGUACAAUGGCGAGCUCUCUCUGAGCUGGCAGCAUUGUGCUAUCUCAUAGCAUUUCAGGUCCCGAGACCAAAGAUUAAAUUAAUAAAAGGAGAAACUGGACAGAAUUUACUGGAAAUGAUGGCCCAUGAUCGUCUCAGCCAAUCAGGGCACAUGUUGCUGAAUUUAAGUCGUGGCAAGCAAGAUUUUUUAAAGGAGGUUGUGGAGUCUUUUGCCAAUAAAAGUGGACAGUCUGCCUUGUAUGAUGCUCUGUUUUCUAGUCAAUCACCUAAGGAGAGAUCUUUCCUUGGUAAUGAUGAUAUUGGAAACAUUGAUGUACAAACUCCAGAGCCUGCUGAUUUGGCUAGAUAUGAUGUUGGUGCUAUUCGAGCACACAAUGGUAGUCUUCAGCACCUUACUUGGCUUGGCUUGCAAUGGAAUUCACUGCCUGCUUUACCUGCAAUUCGAAAAUGGCUGAAACAGCUUUUUCAUCAUUUGCCUCAAGAAACCUCACGACUUGAAACAAAUGCACCUGAAUCAAUAUGUCUUUUAGAUCUUGAAGUAUUUUUACUUGGAGUAAUAUAUACCAGCCACUUACAAUUAAAGGAGAAGUAUAAUUCUCACUGCAGCUCCUAUCAGCCAUUGUGCUUGCCACUUCCUGUGUGUAAACAACUUUGUACAGAAAGACAAAAAUCUUGGUGGGAUGCAGUCUGUAACCUAAUUCACAGAAAGGCAAUACCUGGAACUUCAGCAAAAUUACGACUUCUGGUUCAGCAUGAAAUUAACACUUUAAGAGCCCAGGAAAAACAUGGCCUUCAACCUGCUCUGCUUGUGUACUGGGCAAAAUGCCUUCAGAAAACAGGCAGCAGUCUUAAUUCUUUUUAUGAUCAACGGGAAUACAUAAGCAGAAGUGUUCAUUAUUGGAAGAAAGUUAUACCAUUGUUGAAGACAAUCAAAAAGAAAAGCAGUAUUCCUGAACCUACUGAUCCUUUGUUUAAACAUUUUCAUAGUGCAGACAUUCAGGCAUCUGAAGUUGGUGAAUAUGAAGAAGAUGCACAUAUAACUUUUGCUAUAUUGGAUGUGGUUAAUGGAAAUAUAGAAGAUGCUCUGACUGCCUUUGAAUCUAUAAAAAGUGUUGUUUCUUACUGGAAUCUUGCACUGAUUUUUCACAGGAAAGCAGAAGACAUUGAAAAUGAUUCCCUUUCUCCUGAAGAACAAGAAGAAUGCAAAAAUUAUCUGCGAAAGACCAGGGACUACCUAAUAAAGAUUUUAGAUGACAGUGAUUCAAAUCUUUCAGUGGUCCAGAAAUUGCCUGUGCCACUGGAGUCUGUAAAAGAGAUGCUUAACUCAGUAAUGCAGGAACUUGAAGAUUAUAGUGAUGGAGGUCCUCUUUAUAAAAAUGGUUGUUUGCGAAAUGCAGAUUCAGAAAUAAAACAUUCUACACCAUCUCCCACAAAAUAUUCUCUAUCACCAAGUAAAAGUUACAAGUAUUCUCCCAAAACACCUCCUCGAUGGGCAGAAGAUCAAAACUCUCUAUUGAAAAUGAUCUGCCAACAAGUAGAGGCCAUUAAGAAAGAAAUGCAGGAGUUGAAACUAAAUAGCAGUAACUCAGCAUCCCCUCAUCGGUGGCCCGCAGAGAAUUAUGGACCAGAUCCAGUGCCUGAUGGGUAUCAAGGAUCACAGACUUUUCAUGGGGCUCCAUUAACAGUUGCAACUACUGGCCCUUCAGUAUAUUAUAGUCAGUCACCAGCAUAUAAUUCCCAGUAUCUUCUCAGACCAGCAGCUAAUGUUACUCCCACAAAGGGUCCGGUUUAUGGCAUGAAUAGGCUUCCACCACAACAGCAUAUUUAUGCCUAUUCACAACAGAUGCACACACCACCAGUGCAAAGCUCAUCUGCUUGUAUGUUCUCUCAGGAAAUGUACGGUCCUCCGUUGCGUUUUGAAUCUCCUGCAACAGGAAUUCUGUCACCCAGGGGUGAUGAUUACUUUAAUUACAAUGUUCAGCAGACAAGCACAAAUCCCCCUUUACCAGAACCAGGGUACUUCACAAAGCCUCCAGUUGCAGCUCAUGCUUCAAGAUCUGCAGAUUCUAAAGUCAUAGAAUUUGGAAAAACUAAUUUUGUUCAGCCCAUGCCGGGUGAAGCAAUACGGCCAUCAUUGACAACACCGGCACAUACGACACAGCCAACUCCUUUUAAAUUUAACUCAAAUUUCAAGUCAAAUGAUGGUGACUUCACAUUUUCUUCACCACAGGUUGUGACGCAACCCACUUCUACACCUUAUAGUAACAGUGAAAGCCUUUUAGGUCUCCUGACUUCAGAUAAACCUUUGCAAGGAGACAGCUGUAGUGGACCAAAACCAGUUCCUGGUCAAACUGUUGGGCCUCGAAAUACAUUCAGUUUUGGAAGUAAAAAUGUUCCUGGAAUCUCAUUUACAGAAAACAUGGGACCAAAUCAGCAAAAGAGUUCUGGUUUUCGUCGAAGUGAUGAUAUGUUUACUUUCCAUGGUCCAGGGAAAUCUAUAUUUGGAGCACCUGCUCCAGAACCGACAAAUAAGAAUCAUGAAACAGAUGGAGGAAGUGCCCAUGGGGAUGAUGAUGAUGAUGGUCCUCACUUUGAGCCUGUGGUACCACUUCCUGAUAAAAUUGAAGUAAAAACAGGUGAGGAAGAUGAAGAAGAAUUCUUCUGCAACCGUGCAAAAUUGUUCCGUUUUGAUGGAGAAUCCAAAGAAUGGAAGGAACGUGGGAUAGGCAAUGUAAAAAUACUAAGGCAUAAGACAUCUGGUAAAAUUCGACUUCUAAUGAGACGAGAACAAGUAUUAAAAAUCUGUGCAAAUCAUUACAUCAGUCCAGAUAUGAAACUAACACCAAAUGCUGGAUCAGAUAGAUCUUUUGUAUGGCAUGCCCUUGAUUAUGCAGAUGAAUUGCCAAAACCAGAACAGCUUGCUAUUAGAUUCAAAACUCCUGAGGAAGCAACACUUUUUAAGUGUAAGUUUGAAGAAGCCCAAAACCUUUUAAAAGCCUCAGGAACAAAUGUAGCCAAAACACCAAAUCAGACCAUCAGAAUUGUAAAAGAACCUGCAAGUCAUGAGAACAAAGAUAUUUGCAAAUCUGAUGAUGGAAACCUGAAUUUUGAAUUUCAAGUUGCAAAGAAAGAAGGCUCUUGGUGGCAUUGUAACAGCUGCUCGUUAAAGAAUGUUGCAACUGCUAAGAAAUGUGUAUCAUGCCAAAAUCUAAACCCAAGUAAUAAUGAACUCAUAGGUUCAUCGUUAGUAGAAACUGGUUCUACUCCUAAAACUGGCCCAGAAAAUGCUCAAGAUAGAUUUGCAUCAAUGACUCCAAAGAAAGAAGGCCACUGGGACUGUAGUAUUUGUUUAGUAAGAAAUGAACCUACUGUAUCUAGGUGCAUUGCAUGUCAGAAUACAAAGUCUCCUAACAAAACUGGAUCUUCCUUUGUUCAUCAAAGUUCUUUUAAAUUCAGCCAGGGAGAUCUUCCUAAGUCUGUUAACAGUGAUUUCAGAUCUGUAUUUUCUGCAAAGGAAGGACACUGGGAUUGCAUUGUUUGUUUGGUAAGAAAUGAAGCAAGCUCUACAAAAUGUGUUGCUUGUCAGAAUCCAAGAAAACAGAGUCUGCCUACUACUUCUGUUUCAGAACCUGCCUCUUUUAAGUUUGGUACUUCAGAGAUCARUGUAACUCCAAAGAGUGGAUUUGAGGACAUGUUUGCUAAGAAGGAAGGACAAUGGGAUUGCAGUGUGUGUUUGGUAAGAAAUGAAGCAAGCUCUGCAAAAUGUGUUGCUUGUCAGAAUCCAAGAAAACAGAGUCUACCUACUACUUCUGUUUCAGAACCUGCCUCUUUUAAGUUUGAUACUUCAGAAAUCAGUGUAACUCCAAAGAGUGGAUUUGAGGACAUGAUUGUUAAGAAGGAAGGACAGUGGGAUUGCAGUUCAUGCUCAGUGCGAAAUGAAGCAAAUGCUACAAGAUGUAUUGCUUGUCAGAAUCCUGCUAAGCCAAGUACAUCCACUUCUGCUGUUCCAGCUUCUGCUUCUUUCAAGUUUGGUACUUCAGAGAUAAGCAAGGUUCCAAAGAGUGGAUUUGAGGGAAUGUUCACCAAGAAGGAUGGACAGUGGGAUUGUAGUUUAUGCUUAGUACGAAAUGAAGCAAGUGCUACCCAAUGUAUUGCUUGUCAGAAUCCAAAUAAACAGAAUCAGCCUACAACUGUUACGGCGCCUGCCUCUUCAGAGGUAAGCAAGGCUCCAAAGAAUGGAUUUGAAGGAAUGUUUGCCAAAAAGGAAGGACAGUGGGAUUGUAGUGUUUGUUUUGUACAAAAUGAGAGUACUUCUUUAAAAUGUGUUGCUUGUGAUGCUGCUAAACCAGCUCACAAACCUAUUGCAGAAGCUCCUUCAGCUUUCACAGUGGGCUCAAAAACGAAGAUAAAUGACUCUUCUGAAAGUCGUGUGGGGACAGGAUUUAAAGGUAACUUUCCAGAAAAAACUUCUAAAUUUGGCAUUACAGAGCAAGGAUUUAAAUUUGGGCAUGCGGAUCAAGAAAACACACCUUCAUUUACAUUUCAGGGUUCUUCUAAUACAGAAUUUAAGUCAAUAAAAGACGGAUUUAGUUUUUCCAUCCCUGUGUCUGCUGAUGGGUUUAAAUUUGGCAUUCAAGAACAGGGAAAUCAAGAGAAGAAAAGUGGAAAGCAACUUGAAAAUGACACCAGUUCCCAGGCUCAGGAUGCUCAUAGUCAGAAGAGUAGCAGUGGUGUAAUUUUUGGUCAGACAAGCAGCACUUUUACCUUUGCAGAUCUUGCAAAGUCAACUUCAGGAGAAGGAUUUCAAUUUGGCAAGAAAGACCCUAAUUUUAAGGGAUUUUCAGGUGCUGGAGAAAAAUUAUUCUCAUCACAAAGUGGUAAAAUGACUGAAAAAGCCAGCACUUCUGCUGAUCUUGAGAAAGAUGAUGAUGCCUAUAAAACUGAGGACAGUGAUGACAUCCAUUUUGAACCAGUAGUACAAAUGCCUGAAAAAGUGGAACUUGUAACAGGAGAAGAAGAUGAAAAAGUUCUGUAUUCACAGCGAGUGAAAUUAUUUAGGUUUGAUGCUGAGAUAAGUCAGUGGAAAGAAAGGGGUUUGGGGAACUUAAAAAUUCUCAAAAAUGAAGUCAAUGGUAAACUAAGAAUGCUGAUGCGAAGGGAACAAGUAUUAAAAGUAUGUGCCAAUCACUGGAUAACGACUACGAUGAACCUCAAGCCUCUCUCUGGAUCAGAUCGAGCAUGGAUGUGGUUAGCUAGUGAUUUCUCUGAUGGCGAUGCCAAACUGGAACAGCUGGCAGCAAAAUUUAAAACACCAGAGUUAGCUGAAGAAUUCAAGCAGAAAUUUGAAGAGUGCCAGCGACUUCUGUUAGAUAUUCCACUUCAAACUCCCCAUAAACUAGUUGAUACUGGCAGAGCUGCCAAAUUAAUACAGAGAGCUGAGGAAAUGAAGAGUGGACUGAAAGAUUUCAAAACAGUUUUGACAAAUGAUCAAACAAAAGUCACUGAUGAAGGGAAUAAGAGUUCAGGUACAGAUGCUGCCAGUGCCUCAGACACAACAGUCAAGCCAGAUUCUGAAAACACUGGGCCCACUUUAGAGUGGGAUAACUAUGACUUAAGGGAAGAUGCUUUGGAUGAUAGUGUAAGCAAUAGCUCAGUACAUGCUUCUCCAUUGGCAAGCAGCCCCGUGAGAAAAAACCUCUUCCGCUUUGGUGAAUCAACAACAGGAUUUAACUUUAGUUUUAAAUCUGCUUUGAGCCCAUCUAAGUCUCCUGCCAAGUUGAAUCAGAGUGGGACCUCUGUUGGCACUGAUGAAGAAUCUGAUGUUACUCAAGAAGAAGAGAGAGAUGGACAAUACUUUGAACCUGUUGUACCUUUACCUGAUCUAGUUCAAGUGUCCAGUGGUGAGGAAAAUGAGCAAGUUGUUUUUAGUCACAGAGCAAAACUCUAUAGAUAUGAUAAAGAUGUUAGUCAGUGGAAAGAAAGGGGCAUUGGUGAUAUAAAGAUCUUACAGAAUUAUGAUAAUAAGCAAGUUCGCAUAGUGAUGAGAAGAGACCAGGUAUUAAAGCUUUGUGCCAAUCACAGAAUAACUCCAGACAUGACUUUACAAAGUAUGAAAGGGACAGAAAGAGUAUGGGUGUGGACUGCCUGUGAUUUUGCAGAUGGAGAAAGAAAAGUAGAACAUUUAGCUGUCCGUUUUAAACUACAGGAUGUUGCAGACUCCUUUAAGAAAAUUUUCGAUGAAGCAAAAACAGCCCAAGAAAAAGAUUCUUUGAUAACACCUUAUGUUUCUCGUUCAGGCACUCCUAGAGAGUCACCAUGUGGCAAAAUUGCUGUAGCAGUAUUGGAAGAAACCACAAGAGAAAGGACAGAUUUAAUACAGGGUGAUGAUGUACCAGAUGCAAAUUCAGAAGUUGGAGAAGUGUCUAGCACAUCUGAAACAACAACAAAAGCAGUGGUUUCUCCUCCAAAGUUUGUAUUUGGUUCAGAGUCUGUGAAAAGCAUUUUCAGUAGUGAAAAAUCAAAACCAUUUGCAUUUGGCAAUAGUUCAGCCACUGGGUCUUUGUUUGGAUUUAGUUUUAAUGCACCUUUGAAAAACCACAAUAGUGAAACCAGUACAGUAGUCCAGAGUGGAUCUGAAAGAAAAGUGGAACCUAACAAAUGUGAACUGUCAGAGAACUCUAUCAAACAAUCUUCAAAUGGCAAAGUCAAAAGUCUGUUUGCUUCCUUUCCAAAGGAAGAAUCUUCAACUAAUUACACAUUUAAAACACCAGAAAAGGGAUUUAAUUUUAGCUUAUUUAAAUCUAAUCCAAUGGCCUUUUGGACCAGCACCCCUUCCUCACAGACUGAGAGCAAAGCAGAAGAGAAGAAAAAACUGGAAGAUCCUCCCUCAGAUGAUGAUGUUCUCAUUGUUUAUGAACUAACCCCUACUCCUGAGCAAAAAGCACUUGCAACCAAACUUAAACUUCCUCCAACUUUCUUCUGCUAUAAGAAUAAACCAGAUUAUGUUAGUGAAGAAGAGGAGGAUGAUGAAGAUUUUGAAAUGGCUGUCAGGAAACUUAAUGGAAAACUCUAUCUGGAUGACUCAGAAAAACAUAGGCCAUUAGAAGAAAAUCUAGCAGAUAAUGAAAAAGAAUGUGUUAUUGUUUGGGAAAAGACACCAACAGUUGAAGAGAAAGCAAAAGCAGAUUCAUUAAAGCUUCCACCUACAUUUUUUUGUGGAGUUUGCAGUGAUACUGAUGAGGACAAUGGAAAUGGGGAAGACUUUCAAUCAGAGCUUCAAAAAGUUCAGGAAGCUCAGAAAUCCCAGAGUGAGGAAAUAACUAGCACAACUGACAGUGUGUAUACAGGUGGGACUGAAGUGACUGCAGCAUUUUUCUGUAAAUCUGAAGAACCUGAUUCUGUGGACAAACCUAUUAGUUCAUCAUCUGUUUCCUCUGGAACUGUGGACAAACCUGUAGAUUUGUCUACUAGAAAGGAAAGUGAUACAGAAUCUACAAGUCAAGUGGAAAGUAAAACAGUUUCAUUUGGAUUUGGAGGUGGUACAGGACUGUCAUUUGCAGAUUUGGCUUCUAGUAAUUCUGGGGAUUUUGCUUUUGGUCCUAAAGAUAAAAAUUUCCAGUGGGCAAAUACUGGAGCAACUGUGUUUGGAACACAAUCAACCAGUAAAGCUGGUGAAGAUGAAGAUGGUAGUGAUGAAGAAGUAGUUCAUAAUGAAGAUAUUCAUUUUGAACCAAUAGUGUCAUUACCAGAGGUAGAAGUAAAAUCUGGAGAAGAAGAUGAAGAAAUUUUGUUUAAAGAGAGAGCUAAACUUUAUAGGUGGGAUAGAGAUGUCAGUCAGUGGAAGGAGCGGGGUGUUGGAGAUAUAAAGAUUCUUUGGCAUACAAUGAAGAAUUACUAUCGGAUCCUAAUGAGAAGAGACCAGGUGUUUAAAGUGUGUGCAAACCAUGUUAUCACCAAAACAAUGGAAUUAAAACCCCUAAAUGUUUCAAAUAAUGCUUUAGUUUGGACUGCUUCAGAUUAUGCUGAUGGAGAAGCAAAAGUGGAGCAACUUGCAGUGAGAUUUAAAACAAAAGAAAUGGCUGAGUCUUUUAAGAAAAAAUUUGAAGAAUGUCAGCAAAAUUUAUUGAAACUCCAGAAAGGACAGGUGUCUCUGGCAGCAGAGUUAUCAAAGGAGACAAAUCCUGUGGUAUUUUUUGAUGUUUGUGCGGAUGGUGAACCUCUGGGACGUAUAACCAUGGAAUUAUUUUCAAACAUUGUUCCUCAAACUGCUGAGAACUUCAGAGCACUGUGCACUGGAGAGAAGGGCUUUGGUUUUAAGAACUCCAUUUUUCACAGAGUAAUUCCAGAUUUCGUUUGCCAAGGGGGAGAUAUCACCAAACAUGAUGGAACAGGAGGACAGUCCAUUUAUGGAGAUAAAUUUGAAGAUGAAAACUUUAAUGUGAAACAUACCGGUCCUGGCUUACUCUCUAUGGCCAAUCGAGGCCGGGAUACUAAUAAUUCUCAAUUUUUUAUAACAUUGAAAAAAGCAGAACAUUUGGACUUUAAGCAUGUAGUAUUUGGGUUUGUUAGGGAUGGCAUGGAUACUGUGAAAAAGAUUGAAUCAUUUGGUUCUCCCAAAGGAUCUGUUAGUCGAAGAAUUAGUAUCAUAGAAUGUGGACAGAUAUAAAAUCAUUGUUUUUCAUAGUAAAUUUUAAUCUGUAUAAGCAGUCUAAUUGAAGCUUAGCUGUUACAGACAAUAUGGUAAUUAUGUUCAGCUUUUGAAAAUGAACGUUUCCAAUGUAUAAAUGUAAAAUUGCAGCUUAUAGCUGUUGUCACUUUUUAAUGUGUUAUAAUUGACCUUGCAUGGUGUGAAAUAAAAGUUUAAACACUGGUGUAUUUCAGGUGUACUUGUGUUUAUGUACUCCUGAUAUCUGUAUUAAAAUGGAAUAAUAAUUAAUCUUGUUAUAAGCAAUAGACCUUUGCAGACUAUUGAAGGAAUAUGAUAUAUGCAGCUUAAUUUUAGUUUCUUUAGAGAUAUAUUUGGACUUUUUGCAUGGAUAUAUUUACCAUUUGAAUAAAGGGACCACACUUGGAUAAUUUAAUUUUAGAUCUGAAUUAUAUUUGGUAAUCUUAACUAUUGGUGAGUUCCCUUAUGCAUAGAGAUUCGUUUAUGAAUGGAUAGAGCCACAGAAGAUAUUUAACCAAAGUGCUCUUCAAUAAUCUUUACACCUCUUGUAUAGUUACAAAUUAAAUUUUAGAGCACCCUCUUAAAAUCUGUAGCUUCCUGUGCCCUUUCAAAGGUAAUGAUUUUACAUUUGAAACAAGUUGACUAUUAGUUGUUUUUUUUUUUUUUUUUAAACUUUUCUGUCAUCUGUCUCUACUACCUCAGAAACUUCAGCUUGGUCCUGAUGAUAGAAUUGAAUUUUUUCUUGUGAUAAAGUAUGAAUAUUUUCAAAAGGUCUAUACGAUGUUAUUUGGUUAAAGAUUUGCUUUAUACUAGAUUGUUGCAGUACCUUUUUCUGAUGAAUUUUGUAGCAGAAAUAAAGUGACAAUUGAUAAUA
Molecule: messenger RNA, 10536 nt
Organism: Urocitellus parryii (Arctic ground squirrel)
Lineage: Eukaryota; Metazoa; Chordata; Mammalia; Rodentia; Sciuridae
Product: E3 SUMO-protein ligase RanBP2
Biological process (GO): protein folding; protein peptidyl-prolyl isomerization; NLS-bearing protein import into nucleus
Cellular component (GO): cytoplasm; nuclear pore
Molecular function (GO): protein binding; peptidyl-prolyl cis-trans isomerase activity; GTPase activator activity
Source: RefSeq, a predicted model, not a curated record